Molecule: messenger RNA, 11274 nt
Organism: Xiphophorus maculatus (southern platyfish)
Lineage: Eukaryota; Metazoa; Chordata; Actinopteri; Cyprinodontiformes; Poeciliidae
Product: genetic suppressor element 1-like
Exons: 17
Coding region: 2055-10010 (2651 amino acids)
Biological process (GO): DNA integration
Molecular function (GO): nucleic acid binding
Source: RefSeq, a predicted model, not a curated record
AAGGAGAGAGGAUGAAGCAGGAGUAGAGAACAGAGGAGCACAAAAACAGAUCAUUAUACGGCAAAUGAGCAAGAGGCCGCUGAGUGAAUAACAAGGAAGGGAUUACAAAGCGCAGGACUUAAAAAAAGAGGAGAGGGACGCCGUCUGAAGACUCUUUCUAUCUGCUUUCUCUCCCUCUUUAUUUUAUUUUUUUUACCCUUCCUGUCACCCUCCCAGCUCCUCUCAGAGCCUCUCCCCUCCCAGGCUGUCUCCUCAGAGAAAGAUGGCACACUCUGACCCAUCCUCAGCUCAUUUCCCUUCUUCUCUUCCCUCCAUCUGAACGCCUUCUCUUUCUUCUUCGCUCUCUGCUCGGGUUCAUUCCAGGAGGUGAGGAGGAGGCGAGAGAGGGGCUGACCUCCCUCCUGCUGCACCUCAACAACACACACACACACACACACACCUCCUGAAGGGCCUGAAGGGAGCAGACAGGGGAGCAGGAAACCGUCUGAUGACUUUCACCCGCUCCACACUCUUUAACCCGGUCGACCAAAGCUCGAUCCUGUGACCCGAACUCUCUGAGUCGGCGCAGGAAAAACCUGGGAAUCAUGUUUGGAUUAAAGACGCCACACUUCUACCUUCCAGUUUAAACUGAAUAAAUAUGCUGCACGAGGAGUGACUCGGCCCAUCAUUUCCUGCUGUGUAACAUAUUUUGGCGAGCCAGCCAGGAGGUGGCGCUAGUGAAUCAACACCAUCACCAACCACCUUCCUUCACAAGAGACGAACCAGAAAGAAAAAAAGAUGGAAGCAGCACAGCUUCUGCGCGAUCGAGUGAGUGCAACCUUGUGGCAGUUGGAAAGAGAGCAUCUCGUGGACGUCUGCAGGCGACUGAAGUGUUCCGGCCUGGACAGCGGAGAGCCUCAAAGUAAAACCAAAAGGACACUCAUCAGGUUGGCAGAGGACAUGUUUGAUGAGAUAGAGAAAAGUGAAGAAGAGGAUCAAGUGGAACAGUUUUAUAAAGAAACAGCCACGUAUAUCCAGAGACUAAGUAAAGUAAUGUGUCAGUCUGAAGAGGAAUCCUCAUUUAAAAAGUCUGUGUCACAGGUAGACCUUGAGGACACUAUUCCAUGCACCCCUUCAGUCCAGGCAACAGAUUAUCCACUCAAAACCCGACCAGAGCCAAAACAAACUCUGCAGGAGGUAACAUUGAGGAGGGAGUUUAAAAUCUCUGGGCAGAUUGGAGAGAGUGGGCAGAAGGAUAAGCUGUCCUACCUCAGUUUAGUACGCCAGAUCGAAAACGGGAUUGAAAAAGGACACUCCGAGGUUGAAGUAGUUGAAGCAGUAAUUAGGGCCAUCAGUCCAGGAAUGCCCCUAAGAGACAUGUUGGAGAUAAAACGUGGGUUAACCCUUAGCAAACUGCUCACUAUACUAAAGGGACACUACCGGGUCGAUAGCCCCACUGAACUUUACCAUCAGCUGCUCAAUAUCUCCCAAGAACCCAAAGAAACUGCCCUAAAUUUUGUAUUUCGUGCUAUCGAGCUCAAAGAAAAACUUCUCUGGAAAGCAGCAAAUGAGGAGACCGAUGAACUGUACAGCAGGACCACAAUUCAGCGUAAGUUUCUCCGCUCCAUUGAAACUGGGCUACUCAGUGACUCCAUUAAGUAUCAGUUGCUGCCUCUCCUAAGUAAUAUGACCAUAACAGAUGAAGAACUGAUUGAGAAGGUUAACGAAGCUUCAAAACUAGAAAAUGAAAGAUUGGAGAAACGAAGAAGGUCCACUGCAGUCAAGAUUCCCAAGGUACAAGAGCUCCAAACAGCGUGCCAGACAGCCCUGACAUCUGUUCAAAGCCACCCGAAACCCAAAGAAUCCCCCAUUACAGUGGCUGUGAAAACAGUUAAAAAUAAAGAGACUAAAACAGACCCACAGCAGAUCAUAGAAGAACUUCGCAAAGAAAUGAAAGAGAUGUUUGUGGCUGCUAUGGAAACCAGUCCCCACACCAUGGCACCAAAACAAAGACAAAAAGGCUGUAAGAAGUGCAGAGAAGAGGGAAAAGGAGACAACUGUAUGCACUGUUUCAAAUGUGGGCGGGAGGGCCACUACUCUCGUGGAUGCCAAGCACCGAGACCGUUGAUGGGAAACGAGGAAGGGCUACUGAGGUGGGACCAGCAGUAGUCCAGGAUCCACGGUCCCAUAAUGAGCAGUCAAGCCCACCACCAUCCUCCAAUGAAAUACCAGUUGCUGCCUUAUCAGCUGUAACCGAAGUUUAUUAUCUACCCCCUCAACGCAAGUCAAGGUUAGUAAGCCUGGUGGGAAACCGCUGUACUGUUAACUGUUUUAUGGACAACCAUCCAGUCAAAGUAUUGUGGGAUUCAGGGGCACAGUCCAGCAUUGUAAAUGAAAACUGGCGGCAGAACCACCUUCCCCACACAGUUGUCAGACCUGUGUCAGAACUGUUAGAUAAUGAGACACUCACAGUGUUUGCUGCAAAUGACACAACCAUCCCCUACACUGGCUGGAUAGAAGUCAGCUUCAGACUAGACAGUGAUUGCUUCCCAACCAGUGAGUUGCAAGUGCCAAUAUUGGUAGCCAGUGACCCAGCCGUGGCCAGUGAUCCCAUCAUCGGCUACAAUGUUAUUGAGGCGGUUGUCAACAGAAGAGAAGUAAAGACCAAAGGUGGAAGAAAACAACUUGCACACUAUGUAAGUAAAGCAUUUGAAAUAACUGUACAAACUGCACAUAAUGUUGUCAGACUGGUGCAGAACAGCAAAAAAGACUCAGAGGCAGGUGUGGUACGGACUGGAGUAAAGAGAGUGCCUUUGAGAGCAAACCAAGUGACCACAGUCUAUGCACGGGCACAUGUUAGUCCACAUUCUCUGGGUCAAGACAUGUUUUUUUUAGCUGACAUGGUUGACUCACCACCAGAGGGCGUCAUGUUCAGUGACGUCCUGGUGCAAAUUCCAGACAGAAAAGUGCCAUAUGUGCCCAUCCCAGUGACUAACACCACAGACCACACCAUUUAUCUAAUGAGUCGUAAAGUGAUCGGACGUCUUGAACCAAUAAAGACUGUAUAUGCAGCAGACAUCCAGACAAAAGUAAAUGAGUGGACACAAGAGGAAAAACAGAGUUCAAAGUUAAAGUCACACACCCCGAAUAACACACAGUCAGACAACAUUCAACAGAGACCAAAGUCAUGGGAUCCACCAGUGGAUCUUCAACACUUGACAGAAAGUCAACAAACAGCUGUGAAGAUGAUGUUGCGGGAAGAAUGUGAGGCAUUUGCAUACAACCGUGAUGAUGUGGGCUGUAUCCCUUCCCUGAAAAUGCAUAUAACCCUUCAUGACACAAGUCCUGUAAAGAAAACCUACAUGUCGGUCCCAAAACCUCUCCACAAUGAAGUGAAAGAGUAUCUGCAGGAUCUACUUAACAAAGGCUGGAUCACACCAUCAAGGUCUCCCUACUCAUCACCUGUGGUGUGUGUCCGUAAGAAGGAUGGUACUCUUCGGCUUUGUUGUGACUUCAGAGAGCUCAACCGCAAGUCAGUUCCGGACCGUCAUCCAAUACCAAGAAUUCAGGACAUGCUGGAUGCACUGGGCGGGAGCUCCUGGUUUUCAGUGUUAGACCAAGGCAAGGCGUACCACCAGGGUUUUUUGGAUGAUGAGAGCCGCCCCUUAACUGCCUUCAUCACACCCUGGGGGCUCUACCAAUGGGUGCGCAUUCCCUUUGGCCUGAGCUCCGCACCCGCUGAGUUCCAGAGGAGCAUGGAACAUUGCAUGGCAGGUCUCAGAGACACUAUUUGCCUUCCGUACCUGGACGACAACCUGGUGCACAGCAGCAAUUUUGAAGAACACCUAGAGCACAUCCGCCUUGUCCUCCAGCGUUACAGGGAGCAUGGUGUUAAGCUGACUCCAAAGAAAUGUGACCUGUUCAGGGGAAGUGUCAAGUUUUUGGGCAAGCUAGUUACUGGCCAGGGUUACACAAUGGACCCAGCAGAGCUGGCCCCGGUGAUGGCCUUAAAGGAAAAAACACCUGCAACUGUCGGAGAGGUACGUCAAAUGCUUGGUUUUCUCUCUUAUUAUAGGCCUUUCAUCGCCAACUUCUCCCGCAUAGCCCAUUCACUCUAUAGCCUGCUUAGUCCUCCAUCCUCUGAGAACUCUGUUUCAGUCCCAGAUGACAAGACUAGGAAGGGGGUGAAGAAAAGUAGAGGCCACUUACCUUCACGGUCACCCAUUCAAUGGACUAGUGCCCACCAAGAGACAUUGAGCCAGCUCAUAGAUGCACUUACCAGACCUCCUGUCCUUGGGUACCCCGACUUUACAGAGCCCUUUGUGUUACAUUGUGAUGCAUCUCAAGUUGGGUUAGGUGCAGUCUUAUACCAGCGACAGCAAGGCAAGAUGAGAGUUAUAGCGUAUGGUUCCCGCACCUUGAGUCCAGCAGAGAAAAAGUACCACCUGCACUCUGGCAAAUUAGAGUUUUUGGCGAUGAAGUGGGCCAUAUGUGAACGUUUCCGAGAUUAUCUGUACCAUGCACCAUCAUUUGUGGUGUACACAGAUAAUAACCCGCUAACAAAUGUGCUCACUACGGCAAAGCUCAAUGCCACAGGUCACAGAUGGGUCGCGGAGCUGGCCAGCUAUAACUUCACCAUCCGCUACCGUCCAGGCAAAACCAACACCGACGCUGAUGGCCUGUCGCGAAUGCCGUUGGACAUUGACAGUUACAUGAAGAGCUGUACAGCUGAAGUGGGACAGGAAGCCAUAAGCGCAUCUAUGGAGUCUGUGGUGGUGGAGCAGAGUUACCCGUGUCAAGGCAUUGGUGUUAUCCAUGUUAGUGCUCUGAAGCUGAUCAAAGAUUCUAACACCAAUCAGCCUCUUACACCAGACGAGAUCCGCACAGCCCAGGAAGCAGAUGAGGUCCUGUCAAGAGUGCUCUGGUACAAGUCACAGGGUAGGAGACCAAGUAGGAUCGAGGUGAAGUCUGAGGUUCCUGCAGUAACUACAUUACUCAGGCAGUGGUUGAAGCUCCACGUCGACCAACAUGGUAUCCUGCACCGCAAAACAGCUCACCGAGAGCAGCUAUUGGUCCCUAAAGCCUAUCAUCCCCUGGUUUUCAAAGAGCUCCAUAAAGACAUGGGCCAUUUAGGGGUGGAAAGAACACUUGCCCUGAUCAGAGACAGGUUUUACUGGCCGCAGAUGGCAAAAGACAUUGAACACUUUGUUACGAAAGAAUGCGAGUGUCUCAAGAAGAAGAAGCCGAGUAAGCAGAACUGUGCUCCUCUGACCUCGAUCCAGUCAACUUACCCGUUCCAACUGGUAUCCAUAGACUUCCUCCACCUGAAAAAGUGCAAGCAUGGCUACGAAUAUAUACUAGUUGUCAUGGAUCACUUCACGAGGUUCGCCCAAGCUUACCCGACAAAGAACAAAGCAGCUAAAACUGUCGCUGACAAGCUCUUCAAUGACUUUGCACUCAAGUUUGGCUUCCCGACCAGACUUCACCAUGACAUGGGUAAAGAAUUUGACAACAAGCUCAUGGCACGGUUGAAAGAACUCUCAGGUAUCCAGGGUUCUCAUACGACACCCUACCAUCCACAGGGUAAUGGACAGGUGGAGAGAUUCAACCGUACCCUGUUGUCCAUGUUACGGACCCUGGAGGACAAGGAGAAGGAGGAUUGGAAAGAGUCAUUGGCUAAGGUUGUCCAUGCAUACAACUGUACGAAGGGCGAGGCAACAGGCUACGCCCCAUAUUACCUCAUCUUCGGACGUUCCCCCCGCCUGCCUAUCGAUCUGCUCUUCAAUCUGAGAAAAGAUGAAACUCAUGUGGACUAUGAUGACUAUGUUAGCUGCUGGAAGAAGAGAAUGCAGGAGGCUUACACAGUAGCUUCCAAGACGGCUACCAAGGAAGCUGCUCGAGGGAAAGCAUACUAUGAUAGGAGAGUGAAAGGGAGAGAUCUUCAGCCUGGUGACAGAGUCCUCCUCCGAAACCUCACUCCCAGAGGUGGACCUGCGAAGAUCCAAUCUUAUUGGGAGAACCAGAUCUACAAAGUGAUGGAGAGAAAGGCAGAUGAUAGCCCGGUGUAUCGAAUCUGCCCUGAAACUGGUCGAGGGAGAGACAAGGUGGUGCACAGGAACCUCCUACUGCCCUGCGACUUCCUACCACUUGAAAAGCCAUCAACACAGACUGUUCAGCCCCGAAAAGAUGCUUCGGCUGUUACAAAGAAAAAGCUGAGACGUCCACGUGUAGAGCAACAUCUAGAAAAUAGUGACACAUCAGAUGAUGACCACAGCGGCACGUACCAGUGGUACUUCAGGGAUGUUCCAGGGAGACGGAGGCAGACUCCACUCAACCCUUUGGCGGAGCCGUUCCAGCCUGAAACAAGUCUUCACGUUCAAGAAGAGGAUGUGCCACUACAGAGCGAAGAGGAUGUGCCACUACAGAGCGAAGAGGAUGUGCCACUACAGAGCGAAGAGGAUGUGCCACUACAGAGCGAAGAGGAUGUGCCACUACAGAGCGAAGAGGAUGGCCCUGACAUUGACCUUGGGAGGUCAGAGAGCGGUGAGGCAGUGAUUGACAUUUCAGCUGCCAACAAAGGUAUGAACCAUGAGUCCAAUAAAUCGGCAUCAUUAGGAAUGAUCUCCACAGCAACUCGCACCACGGCCACAGUCAGUCCCCUCAGCCCACUAACCAAUGGGAACGCAGCUGCCCAGUCUGCAAACUCCGGAUUUGCUGCCGCCCUGCGAAAACUGGCCAAGCAGGCCGAAGAUCCCCGAGUCUCUGCCCUCAGCAGUGAAUCGUCUCCAGUGUCGUCACCAGGCACCAGCCACCCCUCGCCGGUCGCCACCCCGAAGCGGGGCUCUUUAGGGCCCCUCCUGGGCCAGAGCAGGGGCCACAGUGUGCCGAGCAACCCACCCGUGGUCACCAUCGCUCCCACCAAGACCAGCAACGGCCAGUGGAGGACUGACGGCCGACAGGUUGAGUCGAGCGUUCAGGGACUAAGCAGGGAGCGGGUGGGAGCCGAGAGCGCCCCGCUGCAGCAGGACAAGAGGACGGCGCCCGUCCCCCCACCUCAUUCGCUGGCUCAGUCCUUUGGCCGCACACACAGCAGUAUCAUGCAAGACCCCCGCUUGCAGAGCAUAAGUUUACCAGGGCAGAUGCACGCCGUGGUUCCCUCGGGGGCUGUUCCAGAGGAAUACCUGCGAGCUCUCCGGCCCUUCGCCACCUCGGAUGACCUCAGACUGACCUCUCUGCCCCUCAGUCUUGACCCCGCCGCAGCGGCCCACGCAGCGGCAGCAGCUGCCUACUAUCACCCUGCCUACCUGCACCACCCUCUGUCUUUACAAAGCAGGAUGGAGGAGUCCCUUUGUCUUUCUGCACUGCGAUCGCAGUUCUACUCUAUGCCUGCAGGUGGCGCCUUCCCUCCCCUUCACCCUUCGGCCCUGCAGCUGCAUCUACCUGGAGGCCGCUACCCAGGAGAAAUUAACCACACAGCUUUCUCUGAGAGGCUACAGAUGGAGAAUGAGCUCCGCCAGCGUGAAAGAGAGCAGGAGCGAGAACGAGAGAAAGAGAGGGAGCGCGAGGCCGGGCUGGAGCGGGAGCGGGAAGAGGAGCGGGAGAGAGAGCUGGACAGACAGAAGGAGAGACAGAGGGACAGACAGCACCAGAUGGUCCGGACGGCCGAGAGUCAGUACCUGGCUGAGCUGCAGGCUCGAAGGGCAGCACUGCCGGAGGACAGGGCCCGACCCGGAGAGAGACUCACUCCUACCAGGCUGGAUAAAACCAAAGACCCAGACCAGCUGAAUUUCCCAGGAACAAAAGCGGUGCCCCUGCAGCCUGGACUGUCGUCCUCCAGGGCGUCCGUCCCACUCCCGGUGCCCAGCCUGCUGCCGGCUCACCUGGGGAAGCAUCGUGCUGUUGCCUCUGGGGGGAUCCAUGAAGCUCUGGCAGCCGCCAUGAUGACUCAGAGGGCGAGUGAAGAAGUGUGGUUGGCACGGCAACGAGCACAGGGACAGGAGAGGGAGGGCCCACUGGAGGUGGGCCUCAGGUCACCUGGGAAAGGCGUGGAGACGAGAAGAGACAGCCACAGAACCAGUUCAGUCUAUCACAACCAAAGCAAAGACAUACCCCUUGGCGCUCCACCGCCGCUCAUCUCCCCUAAAGGUCCCCACCAUCCCACUGCUCCUCCAACAAACCUGUGGAACCCAGCCUCCCUCGUCGACACGCCCGCAGACUCCCGCAGAAAAUUCAACCCCCCUACACCACCGACCCGACCACCGCCGGGACUGACCCGGACCGACAGGCCUCCAAUGAGCUGGGGAGAAGAUGCAAGCAAGAGGACUUCUAAAAGCCCAGAGAGGUGUCCCCCUCUGAGGGGAGCGGGUUUACAAGAGUCAUGGAGCAGGACUGAGCCGGACCGAGCCCUGCAUAGCUCGUACCCGCGGCAUCACAUCAACAACCACCACAGACCGACCGCACCUCCGUCUGCCCUGACCGAACAGGGGCUUCAGUACCAGGCAGGCCCUCCGUCCCUGAUCCGGGAGCGGCAGACACAAGCGGUGGACAGCAUGCUGAUUUACGAUGAGGUUCUGCAGCAGCACCGGCGGCUGCUCAGUAAGCUGGACCUGGAGGAGAAGAGGAGGAAGGAGGCCAGAGAAGGAGGUUAUUACUAUGACCUGGAUGAGUCAUAUGAUGAGAGCGAUGAAGAGGAGGUAAAGGCUCAUCUGAGGAGGGUGACAGAACAGCCGCCUCUCAAACUGGACACAUCCUCCGAAAAAGUGGACUUUUUGCGUUUGUGCGGCCUCACCACGCUGACCCAUCGGGAUGAACUGCUGUCUGAGAAGAGGAGGAAGAGGAGGAGGAGGAUGAGAGAGCGUAGUCUCUCCCCACCAGCAGUGCAGAGCAAAAGAAAGAUUUGUUCACUUUCAACGCCCACAGCUUCCCUAACCACCCAGUACUCUGCUGAGCAGAUGGACAGCACUCCUGAGCUGGAGGAGAAAAAAGACUUCCUCCUUAUGUUCAACCUCAGCCAUGUCAGCCCUCAGCAGAGGAGAGAUAAGGAGAAGACAGAGGAGCUGCUGAGGGCUAUUCAGAGGAAGACUGUGACAUUAGACACACUCAGAUAUAAUCCUGUGCUGCUGUGUAGAAGUCCUGCUGCUCUUUUCACUGGGGACUCCUCCGCAGCUCCUCAGUCAAAUGGACACCAGUACCCAGAGUCUCCCAGUCCCUCUCCUCCCUACUCACACAAACACAGGCAGAAUGACACGCCCAAAGCCUCCAUGGACUCCCAGGUUCCCCGCAUCCCUCCACCAUUAGCCCCCCAUCAUGACAAAUCUGAAACAGCAGAGGCUCAGUCAAACAGGAAGCUCCAGGUCCUUCAGAACGGCGCCGCCCUUCAGAGAAAGGAGUCCGGUCCUCUAGCGAACGGCCGGAGCCGGCCCUGGGAGAGGUUCACACCUGAGGCUUUCGCUCAGCGCUUCCACCAGGCGGUGCUGCAGUCCACACACAGCACACUGCAGGGCAAAGGCGUCUCAAGCUGUGCGGCAGAAGUCGGUGGAAAACCCGAACGCUCGCUGCCUCCAAAUAACCCUCAUCUGAAAACGUUACACAUCAACCACAGCGCUCAGCAUGCACACGUCAACGGCCACCAUUUCCACUUGCCAGCAGCAAGCCAAGAUGCUCCGACUCUGCGGGAGCACCUGUCCAAUGAGGAAGAGGAAGAGUCAGAUGAUGAGGAGGAGGAGGAAGCGCCAAGGAAGUGGCAGGGCAUUGAAGCUGUUUUUGAGGCCUACCAGGAGUAUGUGGACGAGUGGAGCAUAGAGCGGCAGGUUCUCCACAGUCAGUGUAAAAGACUUGAAGCCCAGAAUUACAAUCUGACCAGAACUGCUGAGCAGCUUUCUCUCACUAUGGGGGAGCUGGUGAGUCAGAGGCAGAAAGUGAGGGAGGAGCGGGACAGGCUACAGGCGCAGCUCGAGCACUUCAGGAGAUGUUUGACACUGCCGAAUGUCCACUGGGGCAGGAGCCAAAGCAACGGGCAAGCACAGAGGUGACCUUCGAAAGAGGCCACGUCACACUGAAGGACUGCCAGGCUGCUUGCCUCACUAGGCAUCUUCUUGUUUCCUCUCUGACCUGUCAGUUGUUACCUGACCUCUCCCUGGGUUUCCUUUUUUUGCCAUGUUGCAAAGCCAGUGGAAUCCAGAGAGUCUGAUCAUGGAUAGUGAAAACUCUUGGCCCACAGUGCCACCCAUAAUUGAGCUCAUAUCUUCAUUAUAUUGGUUAACACACACUAGGAGUCUCUCUGGGUAGCAUCAAGAAGAGUCGAGUUCUUCAGUGAGGUUUAGGUCAAGGACUCAAAGCUCACCUCAGGCCUUAAAAUUGACAGGAUGCACUUGAAAUGGAAUUAGAGUAAAUACUUGACAGUCUUCUGUGUUGUUAAAUGUAAUGUAUUCUGAAUUCAGAGCAGUUUGCAUGCUCACAAAAUGACCUACAGGACAAAUGAAGCUUCUAAAGUAUAUUUAAUAGCAAAAGGGUUUCAGUUGAGGGUGUUUUUUUUUAUUAUUUGUAAUGGUUCUUGUGAUAGACGAAGAGUUUUGUAAGUUUUACUGCUUUAACUUGUGAGAAAGCCAUAUGCUUUGGGGCAACUGCUGCUGGUCAGAAUAAAAGUGUUUAGUAAAUUAUGGACAGUAGAACAGUUGUGUUUUGACGAAAAGAAAUGCUAUGUGAUGUCAAAACGUUUGGGAUUCAAGAGAAGCACUGCUGUCAGAACGUGGUAAAUGUUGGUCUCUGAUAUUGUCCUUGGGAUUUUAUCUGAGGAUCAAUGUCCACAGUAACUAUCGCAUGUCCAUAAAAGUAGUUUUCUGAUGGGCCUUUUGAGUUUUUAUGUGGCAUUGAAGUACUUUUGGACAGAUCCCGGCUUAAUUACGUUGAGAGAGUAUUUUCAACACAAUGUCUCUUGAGACUUGAUGGCCUAUGUGUGACAUGAACAUCAAAGUCAUCCAUUUUUUUUAUGACAAAGUAAUGCCUCUGUUCUCUUUUUAUAAGAUUUAUUUUUGCUCAAGCCACAUAAAUUAACUUCACAAAGAGAAUUUUUUUUUUUUUCAUGUACUAGAAUCUCUUUGAGCACAAGCCACAGUAGCAUUUCCUCCCAGUUCACCUGACAGCUUGGCUCAGUCACCUCUUCAAACCUGCUGAGAAAUCUUGAAUAGUUGCUUCAAUCAGUUUUUAUGUGAUGUAUUAUUUGGGCUGUAUAAUUGCAAUGAACUAUUUAUUACCACAUAUUGGUGUACAUUCCGAUGGAAAUUUACAUUAAAAUAU